UUUCAUGGGAUUUCGGUGUGUUAUGUAGUUUUGAGGUGCCUGUGAGGCUAGCGGGGUCGGCCUGCGCCCAGUAGUAGCCGAGUCGCGGGAACGCGUCGACGUCUGACGGAAAACAGACGUCAUAGAAAAAAGAAAAUUAAAAAAAAAUACGUUUCCAACCAAGAACAUAAUGAUAUAGUGUUAAAUAGUACCAGUGUUUUUCAUAAUAUUGUUUUCUUCAACGUGUUUCGUUCUAAAUGGUAAAAGUGAGAUUUAAGCUUUAGUGAGGCUGGUCAAACGUAUAUCUAGUCAUUAUUUUUAAUCUGCACAAUACGAUUUAACUAUAACAAAGAUUCCUUAUACAUGUUAAUAUAAACCAACAAAUAUGUUAAUAACCAUCAAUCCAAAACCAACGUUUAAAGACUGAUGCGAUGUAUAAUGAUAUGACACAAGCAAGCUGAGACAGCGCUAUGGUUGGCCGUAGCGCUCCCACACCAUGACCGACGAAGAAAUUGUACCCCCAACGUUCGCCGAAAAACUUCUAUUUUACACUACAGCGACAUUCGUUCUACUCGGAACAUUCAGCCUGUUUGCGUUCCUCUUCCUCGUACCAUUUGUGAUAGAACCCGCCUUUACUACAAUAUUCAUGCAAUUCGAUCCAGUACCAGCACUAUGCGUUACAACCGGGGUGCAGCAUCUCGUCGGCGCCAGCAACUGCUCUUGGGCAUCCUGCAGGGAGGGCUGUACCAAGGAUCUGUUUGAGUGCACGCAGAUACGCGUCAACUACAAGUUGGGCAUCUACCCCAAUGCAACUCCAACUGACAUGGAUAAUUUAAUCAGGAUCGAAAGGGCAUUACGGAAAGACUACGAGUACGAGAAUUACGAGGUGACAGCUGACAAAUCGUAUCCAGAUAUGGGGGAGGAAGAUUUGCCCGAAGCCAUACCGACUGGCCUGCAGGGGAACGACUCUGAAUGGUACUUUACUGGUGCUCGGCUGUUCCCUAAUGUGAAGGGCUGUGGGUACCCGCCUAUCCUCAACUGCACAGUCUUCUACGCAAAGCACAAGCCUAUUGGCAACAAUUACACGUGCUUCUACAGCCGCGUGGAUCCUGGUUUGGUGAUCACCGAGCUAGACAUGUGGCAGAAUACCUUAAACCUGGUGUAUGCUAUGGCAAUACCUAUACCGUCGUUCAUAAUUUCAGUGAUAUAUUUGACGUUUGCUUACUUUAAGAUAUAUAAUACUGAGGAAGAGUCUGAGCAGGCGCCGUUGAAGAGUGACGCUGAGGCGAUGGCUACUGGUGAUGAUGAGAAACCCACAACUCCUGGCUCUGACACGUUCAGGGAGGAUCUGGCGUGUUUCGGCCAUCAGCUGAAGAUGCAACUUGCUAAUGAGAAGCCUAAAGAGGGCUUCGAAUCCAAUAGUCCGCCAAUCUCCAAUUCUGCUUCUUUGUCUGGGACCAAGUCGUCGUUCGUGAACGCCUAACGAGACUAACAACAAUAUAACACAGAGAUGACAGGAUUCCUGAAGAUGCGGCAUUGGGUACAGAGUGCAUCACGAGAUGAGGUGAACAAUAUGAACAAACUCUUUAUGAUCAAUAUUGUGCUCGACAUGUGAUUUAAGACACGCUUGAGUAUUGCUGUUGCUCUCAUUCUAUUCUGUAAGAGUGCAAGAGUGAGAGAGUAGGAUAGACACAGUAUGAAAGUACGACUUUGAAAAGGUCAAAACGGGCGAAAGAUUUUUUUUAUAACGCGUUGUGAAAUAAAAAAUGAUACUGAAUAUUUGAGCGGCAAUGUCUUCUGUUUUAUGUUAUUUACUUUGAAAGUAAAUCUGGAAAAACGAGGGAUAGAAAGUAAAUUAAUAGGCAAAAAGAACAAAAAAAUAUUCCUAUUUAACAAAUGACAAUAAUUGUUUUAUUUAA
Messenger RNA from Trichoplusia ni (cabbage looper), 1898 nucleotides. RefSeq names its product protein tipE (gene tipE). Gene Ontology annotation, biological process: regulation of sodium ion transport. Lineage: Eukaryota; Metazoa; Arthropoda; Insecta; Lepidoptera; Noctuidae. Gene Ontology annotation, molecular function: sodium channel regulator activity. The record is from RefSeq and is a predicted model, not a curated record. Bases 476 to 1462 code for a protein of 328 amino acids. The transcript has 4 exons.